CGGACGUCAAACUGUAAACAAUCAAUGUCAAAUGGUUAAAAAUUUCCCUUUUUUCACGCGUCUUUGACCAGCGUACUCGCCACACCCCAAAAAUCAUCAUAAUAAUUGCUGUCAUGAUUAUAAAAGGGCUAAGGCUGGUCAUAUGAAAUAGGAAAGUUGGAAUUCGUCCUUUGGCAAGUUUGGUAAAUUGACAAAGAAGAAGAGAUUCGAAGUGAAUUCUAAUCAUGAAGUACUGUGUCUUCAUUGCAUUAUUAGCAAUACUUUGCUGUCAAACCGGUAAUGAUAUGUUAUAUAUAUCGUUAAAAUUCAGCCAUAUUUUGAUUAUUGCUCUCCCUUUACAUAUGGGAUACCUGUGACAAAACAUCAAAAGAUAAAUUGCAAACAUUAUACACAACCGUGCUGCCAGAGUUAUUACUGUAGCCAGAUCGGUGAUGAAAGGAUUAGAUCAAGUGUUCUUUUGCAAAGCUUAGAGUGGGAUACCCUACAUGUUAGUACCCUGCUGUAUAAAGUUCUCAAUGAAAAUUGUUCGCCAUGUCUAAGAGAAAGCCCCUUAAGACUCAGACACUUCAAUAAAGGCUAUAAAUUACGAAACCAAGAAACUGAUCUAGCACUUCCAAAAUCAAGAACCAAUUUGUCGAAGCCCAGCUUUAAAUAUAGUGCAUCAAUACUGUGGAAUAACCUUCCAUUGGAGGAGAAAAAAGCGACUUCGCUCCGUCAAUUUAAGCGAAGUAUUGUGAGCUGCCAUUCUUAGUGCCGUGUUGACUUAGUAAUAAUAAAUUCUUUAUUUCUUUGUUCUUGGGGCAGGGUGAGGUGGGGUGGGGGUGUAGUUAUUAAUUAGGUUCAUUUAUCUUUUUAUCUGCAUGCAUGCUAACACGCCCGGCUCCUGUAAACCAACAUAUUGUUGUGUGAGGCUAGCGUGUUUCUCUGUAAAUAAAAUUGAUUGAUGAUGAUGAUAUUGAUGAUGAUGCAAUCUCGUUCCCCGAGCCUGCGAUCCUUGGGAAGGAACGCGAGGCUCUGGGAUGAUGAUGGGAUAUUCGUAUGCACCAACCAGCAAUCAUGCAAGUUCAUAUAAUGUUUAAACAUGCACGUAAUCUAAUGUUUUGUUAAUUGUUUUAUUCAGACGCAAUCGAAGAGACUGAGAAAAUACAUUUGUCAGGAGGCAGAAGCGCUCAAAAAGUCACCCGAAAGGAAUUGUUAGCAGACCUAAAGGCAGCAAAUUUGGAAAGCAUUGGCUUUGUUCGAUACUCACGGACAACAACUGUAACCGACGUAAAUGGAAAAAGUCAUGAAAAGGAGGUCGUUGGAUACCGAAAAAAAGUCAAAUGUUCAGUAGAGAAGGAAGCAAGACGAAAAAUGGAGGAACGGUUGCCGAAGCAUUUGUUCCCUGGCAAACUGAACCGAAAAGCCGAUAAAGAUAUCAAAAAAGACUCGGCUAAUCUUGAUCAUCGCUAUUGUGAUGUUGGAAUAGAGAUUAACCUUCCCAACGAUGAACGUAAAAGAUUUUUCUUCUUUUUCUUUGCGCUUGUUAUUUUUAUUGGUUAAAUACUACAACCAAUUUAAAAUUGCGUAUCUUCUGGGGUUUUUUGGACUUAAGAGUAAUAAGUUGUUUGCCGUUUUUAACACGAGUUAAACAAGAUUGUUCUCAUUUGUAAACGUCAUUAUGGAAUAAAUGUUCAUUUUCAUUAUGUUUGCAAAUUUAUUUGUUGGGCCUACUGUCUAAGUGUGGAAAUAUUUCGCGAAAUUUGGCACUCUGACUUG
Messenger RNA from Paramuricea clavata, 1758 nucleotides. The record is from the annotation of a GenBank genome assembly. Lineage: Eukaryota; Metazoa; Cnidaria; Anthozoa; Malacalcyonacea; Plexauridae.